Molecule: messenger RNA, 2859 nt
Organism: Lepisosteus oculatus (spotted gar)
Lineage: Eukaryota; Metazoa; Chordata; Actinopteri; Semionotiformes; Lepisosteidae
Gene: mcm3l
Product: MCM3 minichromosome maintenance deficient 3 (S. cerevisiae), like
Biological process (GO): DNA replication; DNA strand elongation involved in DNA replication; double-strand break repair via break-induced replication
Cellular component (GO): MCM complex; nucleus
Molecular function (GO): single-stranded DNA helicase activity; single-stranded DNA binding; ATP binding
Source: RefSeq, a predicted model, not a curated record
UCCGGAAUAAAGCAAGUCGGCUGAGCGUGGACCUAAAUCUUCUGUUUUCGGGUGGUUAAAGACUCGAUUAAUAGAAUGGACGGUGGUUUUGAAGACCAAGAGCUGCGUGAAGCGCAGAGAGAGUACUUGGAUUUUCUCGAUGAUGAUCAAGAUCAAGGUGUUUAUCAUGGGAAAGUAAGAGCAAUGGUCUCAGAAAAUCGCUGUCGUUUAAUUGUCAAUAUUAACGAUCUCCGAAGAAGAAAUGAGAAGAGAGCCAACUUGUUGGUUAAUGAUGCGUUUAAGGAGCUCAUUGCUUUUCAAAGAGCCUUAAAAGAUUUUGUGGCCUCCGUUGAUGGGACCUAUGCCAAGCAGUUUGAAGAGUUCUUUGUGGGCCUGGAAGGAAGUUUCGGAGGGAAGCACGUCUCCCCACGCACGCUGACUGCACGUUUACUUGGCAACAUGGUCUGUGUCGAAGGAAUCGUCACCAAGUGCUCACUGGUGAGGCCCAAGGUGACCCGUAGUGUACACUACUGUCCCGCUACUAAGAAAACGCUUGAAAGGAGGUACACUGACCUCACCUCUUUAGAUGCUUUUCCUUCAAGUGCAAUCUACCCAACUAAGGAUGAAGAGAAUAAUCCUUUAGAGACUGAAUUUGGGCUCAGUACUUACAAGGACCAUCAGACGCUGACUAUCCAAGAGAUGCCCGAAAAGGCACCUGCAGGCCAGUUGCCUCGCUCGAUUGACAUAAUCACCGACGAUGAUCUGGUUGACAAAGUCAAGCCUGGAGACAGAGUGCAGCUGGUAGGAGUCUAUCGUUGUCUCCCAGCCAAGCAUGGAGGCUACACUUCAGGCACGUUCAGGACAACCCUGCUUGCCAACAAUAUAAAGCUUCUGAGCAAGGAAAUGGCUCCUACGUUUUCUGCUGAUGAUGUGGGCAAGAUAAAGAAGUUCAGUAGAACCCAUUCCAAAGAUGUCUUUGAACAUUUGAGCAAGUCGCUGGCACCUAGUAUCCAUGGCCAUGAGUAUAUUAAAAAAGCAAUUCUGUGUCUGUUGCUUGGAGGAAAUGAGAAGAUUUUGGAAAAUGGGACGCGUAUAAGAGGCGAUAUCAAUAUCUUACUUAUAGGCGACCCUUCUGUGGCGAAGUCCCAGCUGCUGCGCUAUGUGCUCUUCACGGCUCCGCGGGCCAUUCCCACCACUGGAAGGGGGUCGUCAGGGGUGGGCUUGACCGCAGCCGUCACCACGGAUCAGGAGACCGGGGAGCGCAGGCUGGAGGCCGGGGCCAUGGUGCUGGCGGACCGAGGCGUCGUCUGCAUCGACGAGUUUGACAAGAUGUCGGACAUGGACCGGACCGCCAUCCAUGAGGUGAUGGAGCAGGGCCGCGUCACGAUCGCCAAGGCGGGGAUCCAGGCCCGGCUGAACGCUCGCUGCAGCGUGCUGGCCGCAGCCAACCCGGUUUACGGGAGGUAUGAUCAAUAUAGAACCCCAAUGGAGAAUAUUGGACUGCAGGACUCUCUGCUGUCAAGAUUUGAUCUGUUGUUCAUAGUCUUGGACCACAUGGACCCCGACAGUGACAGAGAGAUCUCUGAGCAUGUUCUUCGUAUGCACAGAUACAGAGCUCCCGGAGAGCAAGACGGCACUGCUCUGCCACUGGGUUGCACAAUAGAUCUGUUUGCCACAGAGGAUCCAAAUAUUACCGAAGCAGCUGACCGAGAACUUCAGAUAUAUGAAAAGCGGGACAACCUUUUACACGGACAUCGAAAGAAAAAAGAGAAGAUAGUCAGCAUGGAGUUCAUUAAGAAGUACGUACAUGUUGCCAAGCUGAUGAAGCCCCUGCUGACCCAGGAGGCUGCGGACUUCAUCUCUGAAGAGUACUCCAGGCUGAGGAGUCAUGAUCACCUGAACUCCGACUCCGCUCGGACGAUGCCAAUCACGGCCAGAGCUCUGGAGACCAUGAUCCGAUUGGCCACGGCCCACGCGAAAGCCAGGAUGAGCAAAGCCGUUGAACUUCAGGACUCUCAGGCGGCUCUGGAGCUCAUUCAGUUUGCUUACUUUAAAAAGAUUUUGGACAAAGAAAAAAAGAAAAAGGUGGACAUGGACAGCAUGAAUGGCGACAUCCCUCAAAGUCAAGAGGAUUCAAGCCAGAGAAGCAUGAGAAAGAGUUCUAGGCUCAUGUCCAAGGAUCUGGAUUCGACUGAAGCCGAGGACAUGGAUUGCUAUGACUUCAGCCUUGAUGAACAGCAUGCAGAUGUGCAGCUGGGUUCUGGACAAAGGCACAGACGUGCAGAGGACAGAGGAACACCAAAGAAAAAGACUGAAGUCCACAAAGACAGGCUGAAACUGUUCAAGGCGGCGUUGCUGAAAGCUUUCAAAGCGACCCGCUCUCAGUCCAUCUCGAUUCCAGAGGUCAUCGCAAACAUCAAUAAAGGCAAUAAUGACCCGUUUGAGCCCGACGAAGUCAAACAGCUUCUCGGUCAAAUGCAAGAUGACAAUCAGGUUAUGGUGUCAGAAGAUGUUGUUUUCCUGAUAUAGUCCAGCUGACCGAUGACAUGUUUAAUUGAGAGGUUGUGUGUGCGCACUUUUGUAAUUUCACUUUUGUAAAUCUCUGUACAGCUGUAUAUAAAUGUUUGUUUUUCGUAAGGUGCCAGUGUCUGCAAUUGGGUCCACCCAAGUGUGUUGAAGUUUCACUCAAGGAUAAAUCUUAAAAGUACAGCCAUCAUUCUUGCGCUGUAAGCUAGUAAACUUAAAUUUUAAGGUCUAUAUAUUUAGAGUAUUGAGUCAUUUACUCUUCCUAAUGCUUUUUAGAAGGAAUAAAAUAUGAAAGUUAAAAUGCUGUAAGUCACUGUGCAUAUAGGUUGUUCAAUAAAAAACGCUCUUUAUGAA